UCCAAUGACACCAGCGUGCAGAGCAAAAGCAGAGUGAUGUUUUGCUGUCUUAGUGCACUGCCAGUCCCGCUGCAGAUCUGCAUGGGGAUGUGCCUGCACCAGGAUAUCACAGAAGAGGCUAAAAAAGCAAAACUCCAGAGCUCUAAAAUAGAGCAAGACAUUUGUGAUCAUGCCAGGACUGAGGUGAACGUGGUGAAAAUCCUCAUGCUUGGAGCUGCAGAGAGUGGAAAGACAACCCUGAUCAAACAGAUCAAGAUUAUCCACAGUCAGGGCUUCUCCAAACAGGAGCUCCUCAGUUUCAAGCCUGCAGUACUGGACAACCUGCUGACCUCCAUUAAGUUUGUUCUUCUUGGAAUGGGGAUGCUGAGGAUUAACCUGGCUAACAAGAAGAACAAGAUGCGUGCUCGCUCCAUCCUGUCCUGCAGUCAGUGUUUGGGGGACGACCAGGAACUGCUUCCUUUUGUGGCGCAUGCCAUGUGUGCGCUUUGGGCCGACCAAGGGGUCCGAGCAGCCGCAGCCAGAGGUUACGAGUUUGAGCUGAACGACUCUGCACUCUAUUUCUUUGACAAUAUUGGUCGAAUCAUUGCUCCCAAGUACAUUCCCUCAGAGACUGAUGUUCUGAGAGUGAGAGUGAGGACCUGUGGGAUCAUUGAGACGCAGUUUCAACUUAAUGAAAUUAUCUUUCGGUUGUAUGAUGUCGGGGGCCAGCGGAGUGAGAGGAGGAAAUGGCUCGGCUGCUUUGACUGUAUUCAGGCGGUGCUGUUUGUCGUGGCCCUCAGCAGCUAUGAUUUGACACGGACUGAGGACCCUUCAGGGAAUCGACUGCAGGAAAGUCUCGAACUCUUUACAUCCGUCUGCACCAACACAGUCUUUAGGAGCACUUCACUGAUUCUGUUCUUGAACAAAACGGACCUUUUCCGGAAUAAGAUCCUGCACUCUGGAAGACACUUGAGAUUGUACCUUUCUAGUUACAAAGGAGCCGAUGCUGAGGUAGAUGCUGCCGCCCACCACAUCGCUGACAUGUUCUCCUCGUGUAACUGCAGUCCAGACAAACCCGUGUACCACCACUUCACCACCGCCACCGACACCACCAACAUACAGGUGGUGUUGCACAUGGUCAUAGAUCAGGUGAUGAAGCGGAAUCUAGCAGCUGUGCAGCUCCUGUAAAAGUCUCCUAGAGACUGUUUUAGAUUGUUUCCUCAUUCAGCGCUGGCAUUUUAUCAGUUUUUAACCAUCUGCAAAUUGUUGCCAAUUUUUUUUAAUAAGUUGUUUUAGCAGCAAUAAUGCUGCACUUGCCCUAAUUUAUUUUGAAAACCCUUUUAAAUACAAAUAUUUAUUGCUACGCCUGGUCCUUUGUAAUGCUGUUUAUCUCUGGUUGUGCAGCAUGUUCUCCAGUCCAGAUCAAGUGUCAUGUUCAGCAUGCACAAUUAUUCUUUAACUUAUCAGUAAGCGGUUUUUAAUUCAUGCUUUUUAAUUAACUUUGACAAAUUCAUACAUUUUAACCAUUUUUCCUGGUUUGAAUAUUACACAUGUAAUGCUUCUUAAUCAUCUAUACCUGAAUUAAUUACUAAAUGAUUCUGCAAGUUGAGCGUUUAGGAUAUAUUCGUCUCUGCAAAACUGAAGUGAUUUAGUUCUUAUUGGCAAAGGGGAAGAACAAUAAUUUUCCUGUAAUAUGUUUUGCAUUAAAAUUUCAACAAGG
Messenger RNA from Pseudoliparis swirei, 1699 nucleotides. Its product is annotated as guanine nucleotide-binding protein G(o) subunit alpha-like. The coding region runs from base 37 to 1167 and encodes 376 amino acids. Gene Ontology annotation, biological process: adenylate cyclase-modulating G protein-coupled receptor signaling pathway. NCBI's taxonomy places the organism in Eukaryota, Metazoa, Chordata, Actinopteri, Perciformes, Liparidae. The transcript is spliced from 10 exons. Gene Ontology annotation, molecular function: GTPase activity; guanyl nucleotide binding; G protein-coupled receptor binding. Gene Ontology annotation, cellular component: heterotrimeric G-protein complex. The record is from RefSeq and is a predicted model, not a curated record.